This is a messenger RNA of Orbicella faveolata, 1653 nucleotides long. RefSeq lists its product as uncharacterized. Gene Ontology annotation, biological process: transcription by RNA polymerase II. The record is from RefSeq and is a predicted model, not a curated record. Gene Ontology annotation, molecular function: protein heterodimerization activity; core promoter sequence-specific DNA binding; RNA polymerase II general transcription initiation factor activity. Gene Ontology annotation, cellular component: nucleus; negative cofactor 2 complex. Lineage: Eukaryota; Metazoa; Cnidaria; Anthozoa; Scleractinia; Merulinidae.
UGACCAGUUUGUGUUUUCUACCGUGGACUCGAAAGUAAGUUGGACAGGAAGACUGGAAGCUUCAGAGAUGCCGAGCAAAAAGAAGAAAUUCAAUGCUCGAUUUCCUCCGGCUCGGAUCAAGAAAAUUAUGCAAACAGACGAGGACGUCGGCAAGGUUGCAGCGGCCGUACCUGUUAUAAUUUCCAAAGCUCUUGAGAUGUUUGUACAGUCACUUGUAGAAAGGGCGAGUGAAUACACUAGAGCGAGAAAUGCCAAAACCAUGACCACGUCCCAUCUAAAGAGAUGUAUCACAUCAGAAAACCAGUUUGACUUUUUGAAAGACUUAGUAGCUAAUGUUCCGGAUCUACCUUCAAAUGAAGAGGAACGAGAUGGAGAACCCAAACCAAAAAGAAAAAGGACUCCAAAAGAUCCUGUGCAGAACAAAGAGAGAAAGAAAUCUGAUAAAAGAAAACCACAAACCAUGACAGUGUCUGAUGAGUCUGAAGAAGUGGAGUCUGAGGAAGAAGAUUCUUCAUCUGAAGGAACUAGUAAUCAUAAUAGUGUGAUGCCACCAUCAAUACCAUCCAUAACACUAACAAGGCCCAGCACAGCUGACCACAAUCAAGAAUGUGAAUCGUCUUUAGUGGCUGUGAAUGCCCCCAGACUUGGUCAAAUGUCAGGAAUAAUGGGCAACUCAUUAGAUGAAGAUGAUGAUUACGACUCGUGAAAACCUUGAGGAAGAGACAUUUUACUUCUUUUUAAAAUAAUUCAACCCAUGACAUCCUGCUGUUGAUGUUUUGCUGCCUUGGCAAAAGGAAUUUUAAUGCACUGCAUUUGACUCUACUCUUACAUAUCAGAGUGUCUUACACAUCAGCCGAGACUGCAGUGGUAAACCAGUCAACACGAUGUAUUAUUGACUGAUAUUUCCACAAACUCUGCAUGGAGUUUGUGUUAUCUUGUAACUUUCAUUGGAUUCUAUUAAUUAGCAUUCUUCUGGCAAAUACAUCGCUGUUUUUUUUUUCACGGAUGAAAGUCUUCUAGUCUUGAAAGACGUCUUAAACUCCAAAGGAAACUAGGUACAACCAUUACUGAUAUUACGUAAUGCUAAAUAGUGAAGUAAGUUUAUUUCCAAAGGAAAGCUGUUUUUACUAUGAGUACUUUUGCACGUGCCUUAUAAUUUAGGACAGUGAAGUCUUGACAAUACCAUUCUGAUAUCAUGCUACUUAUUUUUGUUACUAGUCUUGACAAUAUUUUCCUCUUAGUAAUGCAUUUCUUCAUUGGUUAUUUGCUGUUGUCAAGACGUUGCUGAAGAAAUUUGAUGACGAUAACGAUCAGGACUAACGGACAAGGCUGAUUGUCGACAAGUCAUCUCUCAGUUGAAUGCUUGACUAGCUCGAAGUCUUUAGAUCACGUGGCAUUUUGCUUCUUCAUUGCAUGCAAAAUAUUCGCUCUGUAUUGUAAUAAGCUGGUUCAGCAGUGAGUGCCUCAGAUGGUUCAGUUCAUACCACCUAAGGACUUGUGUAAAUUAAACUGGAUUAGUUGGAAGCCUCGAGUAACUUACUAGUGGUCGUCAUUAAUGAACUGUGUUGUCAGGUUUGUUCCUUUUUUACAAAACUAUGUUAGCCCUGAGCAGUUUUAUUGUACUGAAAAUAAAUUUGUACCAGAUUUAUUUUA